AUGUCUGAAGAAGAAUUGAAUAAAUUAAAACGGAAACGCGGCUUUGUAAGAGCUUCGGUGACAAAGAUAAUUACUAAAAUCGAAACUGACAUUCUAAAACCGGACAUAAGUGUGGAAGAUCUCGGAGAAUCACUCGAACUUUUUGGCGAAAAAAGCGAGGAAUUAAAAACUAUUGAUUCUCAGAUUGAGGGCUUAAUCAAAAUCGAGGAUAUGGAAGAGAAAUUUAACUGUAUAGAAGAAGAUUGGGAAGCCGAAAAAAUUAUUGAACCCGUUGAUUCAGAGGAACUGACAAAAGAUAAGGGUCAUUAUUUACCGCAUAGACCAGUAUUUAAAGAGAACUCCACAACCAAAAUCCGACUUGUUUUUGAUGCGUCUGCUAAGGAAUUAAAUUCUGUGUCGCUGAACGAUUGCGUUGAGAGAGGGCCGAAUAAUUUAGAACUGAUCACCAAACUCAUUAACAGAUUUCGUCAGGGAAAAUUUGGGGUAAUAUCGGACAUUCGUCGAGCUUUCCAACAAAUAAACGUUGCUUCCUCAGAUAAGAAAUUUCUGCGGUUCUUAUGGUGGGAGGGAGGUUAUCCAGGGAAACUUAUUGUUUAUUCACAUUGCCGUGUAGUUUUCGGCGUAAAUGCCAGCCCAUUUUUACUCGCCGCGACUAUAAAUUAUCAUUUAGAGAACGUAGAUGAAACCAAGAGAGGCAUAGCUUUAAAACUUAAAGAUUCCAUUGAUGUAGACAAUUGUGUUGCAAGUGUGAACACUAUUGACGAGUUAAAUUCUUUCAUUACGGUGUCUAAAGAAUUAAUGGCUUCAGCACAAUUUGACCUAAGGGAUUGGAAACAUAAUCGGCCAGAUAGUGAUGAGGAAACCUCAAUUUUGAACUUGUCUGGAGAUAACUAUAAAGAAAUCAUUUCAGUAUUGGGCCUUAAAUGGAAUUUAUACAGGGAUACUUUAUCUUGUGAGAUAAAUGAGGAAAAUCAACCCAUUCCGAGUAAACGAAAUGUAUUAUCUAUUUUAAGCCGAAUUUUUGACCGUAUUGGGUUUACAAGUCCUGUCACACUAGUUCCUAAAUUAAUCUUGCAGGAAUGUUGGAAUGAGAAAACUAAUUGGGAUACAGGACUUCCGGAUAAUCUGAGGAAUAAAUUUCUAAAGUGGGCUAAUGAAUUAAAAUAUCUGAAAGAAAUAGAAAUCCCUAGAAAAACACCUGAUCUAGAUGAAAAUUCUACUCUGCAUGUCUUCGUAGACGCGAGCAAAUCGGCUUACGCGGCUUCAAUUUUUAUUAGAAAUGUUAAAGGGGGAAUAGUUAGCUCUCAACUCUUACAGGCUAAAUCCAAGGUAGCACCUCUAAAAUCGAUAACAAUUCCUAGAUUAGAAAUUCUUGCGUGUACCAUUGGAGCCAGGCUCGCUUACAAUUGA
Parasteatoda tepidariorum (common house spider) is the source of this 1410-nucleotide messenger RNA. Lineage: Eukaryota; Metazoa; Arthropoda; Arachnida; Araneae; Theridiidae. The record is from RefSeq and is a predicted model, not a curated record.